ACUUUCUAAGUGUUCUUCUGAGUGGAAGAACUUCUCGAGGCUCAGCGAUGGCGACUAGCCCUAAUCUCAUUGUUGCGAUAGUAUUCGCUUUCCUCACAGUCGCUUCGUCACACGUCUAUUUCGAAGAGCGCUUUGAAGAUGGAUGGGAGGAUCGAUGGGUUGUAUCUGAUUGGAAGAAGGAUGCGAACCUGGCAGGGCAAUGGAACUACACUUCCGGGAAAUGGAGUGGGGACCCGAAUGAUAAAGGUAUUCAGACUAGUGAAGACUAUAAGUUCUAUGCAAUCUCAGCUGAGUUCCCUGAAUUCAGUAACAAGGAUAAGACUUUGGUUUUCCAGUUUUCUGUUAAGCACGAACAAAAGCUAGAUUGUGGUGGCGGCUACAUGAAGUUGCUCAGUGGUGAAGUUGAUCAAAAGAAAUUUGGUGGUGAUACCCCUUAUAGUAUCAUGUUUGGACCUGACAUAUGCGGAUAUAGCACCAAAAAAGUUCAUGCCAUUUUUUCAUACCAGGGAUCAAAUCACUUGAUCAAGAAGGAUGUGCCUUGUGAGACUGACCAGUUGACUCAUGUUUAUACUUUUGUUCUCCGACCUGAUGCUACCUACAGUAUCCUUAUCGACAAUGUGGAGAAACAAUCUGGUAGUCUUUAUUCUGAUUGGGACAUUCUCCCUCCAAAGCAGAUCAAGGAUGCCAAAGCCAAAAAACCUGAAGCUUGGGAUGAUAAAGAGUAUAUUCCUGACCCUGAAGAUAAGAAGCCAGAGGGUUAUGAUGACAUUCCAAAGGAGCUACCUGAUCCUGAUGCCAAAAAGCCUGAAGAUUGGGAUGAUGAGGAAGAUGGUGAAUGGACACCUCCAACAAUAGCUAACCCUGAGUACAAGGGACCAUGGAAGCCCAAGCAAAUAAAAAACCCCAGCUACAAGGGAAAAUGGAAGGCACCUAUGAUUGACAACCCAGAUUUCAAGGAUGACCCAGAUUUUUUUAUUUACCCCCAUUUAAAAUAUGUAGGCAUUGAACUGUGGCAGGUGAAAUCUGGGACCAUGUUCGACAAUAUUUUGGUUUGCGAUGAUCCUGAUUAUGCAAAGAAGCUUGCUGAAGAAACUUGGGGAAAGCACAAGGAUGCUGAGAAGACGGCAUUUGAAGAGCAAGAGAAGAAAAGAAAAGAAGAGGAAUCAAAGGAUGACCCAGAUGAUUCAGAUGCUGAGGAGGAUGAUGAUGAUGCAGAAGGCAAUGAAUCCGAUGAUGAAUCUAAUGCAGAGACAGAAAAAGAUGAUGCUGAUGAUGAUGAUGAGGCUCACGAUGAGCUAUAGGAAAUGGGGCUUCAAAUUCCUGCAGCAAUAUGGUUUAGAAAUGUGUGGUUGGGGUGGUGAUACACCCAAAGAUUUUCCCUUUUCCCUUUUUCUUCCUCUCCCCUUUUUUUUUUUUUAUGUUUCCUAAGCGGUACGAGAAUAUGCAAUGUAUGGCAAUGAACUCUUUGCCUAUAUGCAGCCUCUUUGAGAAAGUAAUUCAGAAAUGCAAUAAUAUCGAGUUGCAUUCUCUGUAACUAUCCUUACCAUCUGGGUACAGAUAGCCAUAUGCAUUAGAAGAUUUUGCUAAUAA
Vitis riparia (riverbank grape) is the source of this 1590-nucleotide messenger RNA. Its product is annotated as calreticulin-like. NCBI's taxonomy places the organism in Eukaryota, Viridiplantae, Streptophyta, Magnoliopsida, Vitales, Vitaceae. Gene Ontology annotation, biological process: protein folding. The transcript has 14 exons. Gene Ontology annotation, cellular component: endoplasmic reticulum; endoplasmic reticulum membrane. Gene Ontology annotation, molecular function: calcium ion binding. Bases 48 to 1301 code for a protein of 417 amino acids. The record is from RefSeq and is a predicted model, not a curated record.